Messenger RNA from Drosophila ficusphila, 1312 nucleotides. Its product is annotated as plasminogen activator inhibitor 2 type A-like. Bases 86 to 1204 code for a protein of 372 amino acids. The transcript is spliced from 3 exons. The record is from RefSeq and is a predicted model, not a curated record. NCBI's taxonomy places the organism in Eukaryota, Metazoa, Arthropoda, Insecta, Diptera, Drosophilidae. Gene Ontology annotation, molecular function: serine-type endopeptidase inhibitor activity.
ACUCCCCUUCAUGCAAGAAAUAAUGUAGACAACUAAAACUAGUAGGUGCUAAAAGCUGAAACUACGCGAGCUCUGAAGUCACAAAAUGAGAUAUCCGAUUUUGAUAAAGCUGGUUGGGUUCCUUCUAAUACUGGAUUGCGCUACUUCCAAUUUCAGCCUUACACCUCAACUGAUUCACCAAUCGAUAGCGGGCGAUAAUCCCGAUCCACCCGGAGUUCUCAUCUACCAUCCCGCAGUUCUGGAUGCCCUCGAAAGCCUUUCAGUAAUAACGGAUGGCGACACCCACAAGGAGUUUAGUGGCUUGUAUGAAAGACCGCUACCAAAAAUUAGCCAGAGUUUAUUUGUAAAUCACACGAAUACGCUACUUUUGAAAACAGAUACUAAAGUACUCCCAUCGGUUUGGGGAACUUUAGCCCCUUUAGCUUCUCUGAAAUUCAUGAACUUUGUAUUCCCGAGACGAAGUCUUUUCAAGUUCAACGAAGCCCUGAAGGAAACGCAUCAGAAUUCCCAGUUUCCGUCCAUCCUGCAGCGACGUUAUUUGAAUGUGAAUACCCAACUGAUGUCUGUUGGCACCGCCACAAUGACCGCCCAAUGGGCCGAAAGCCUGAGGCCUACUAACUUCGGCCUACAGGUUUUCCACAGCCAGCUCGAUAAACACGGAGGAAAUCGCUCCGUGGCAAUUGAUUCGCUGGUCAUAUUUGGGAAUUUCCUCUUCAGUGAGUUUGAUGGAUUGAAAUUGGUUCACCUUCCGCUGUCGAACAAUGUCACGCUCCUAAUUCUACUGAGUCCCCAGAACACCGAUAAUAAACCCUACAAGAUACCAAAUCAGUACGAUCCAAUAGAUCUGUUGAAGAAAGGAAGUCCGACGAACGUAGAGGUUCAGAUGCCCAAGAUCGAGUUUGAAUAUCGCACCGAACUUGUGCCCCAGGCACUCAACAGAAUGGGAAUCCAUCGAGUUCAUGAGAAAAACGCUGACUUUGGCAAACUUACACUCAGCCAAAUAAAGUUAUCCAACAUGGUGCACGCGACAUCCAUCCGAAUCGAUGAGUUUGGCAUCAACGAGGAGCCUUUUGAAAUCCUCAAUUUUACUCUUCCAACGCGAUCAGAUAAAAAUAAUCAUGUCUUUGUGGCCAAUCAUCCGUUCUACUUUUCGAUAGUAAGCGAAAAUCACGUCCUUUUCUCCGGCGAGUUUUUGGGACCCUAAGUAAAGAAAUUGCGAAUUAUAAGGGAAAAAUAUAAAACUUUUCCGUUUCCGAGUUUGAUUGUACCAAUUAUUACAGUGGCAAAAAAGGGAUUGUGAAUAAAAUAUUUG